Molecule: messenger RNA, 780 nt
Organism: Caenorhabditis remanei
Lineage: Eukaryota; Metazoa; Nematoda; Chromadorea; Rhabditida; Rhabditidae
Exons: 3
Coding region: 1-780 (259 amino acids)
Source: RefSeq, a predicted model, not a curated record
AUGAACUCCAGAAUUUUCAUUCUAUGCAUUUUCCUUCCCCAUGUGAUACCAGUUACGAAACUGAUCAAAAUUUAUGGAGAAGUUGAAUCUGGUCCCAUUCCCAUUCCAAUUGAUUCUGGAACUGGCUGUGUAAACUCAUGUUAUAUGGAUUCUGACUGUUUACUAGCAAAUGAUGCGAAUGGUCAAUGUUCUCUUUAUUCGUUUUCUGCUACAACAACUGAACUGAAAGUGAUGAGAUCGUGGGAGGAUACCGGAAGCCUAGUGUACUUCAAGGUGUCAUUAUUGGAAUGCCCUUCAUCUUUCAAUGAUGUUGGUCUAACAUUUACUUCUGAAACGGGAGAAAGGUAUAAUUGGAAGAAAACAGAAUACGGAUUCAGCUUCGCAAGAUGUCGUGAUGGCUGGAAAGAAUUUGAUCGAUCCAGUGGUGUGUCGGUUUGUAUGAUGGCUGUCAGCAUACCUGGAAGUGUGAACAAGACUCUUGCACAAGAAAAAUGUGAGAGUUUGAAUUCAACGUUGAUUGGAUUGGAAACAGAAGAAGAAGCACAAUGGAUGUUUGGUGAGAUGAAAAGACUGAAGGCAGGCGGCAGGUACUGGCUUGCCGGAGAGCGUAUCACCAAUUCAGGUAUUUAUGGUUGCACUUCCACUGAUUUCAAUGUAAAUUGGGGGGAUGAUGGAAUGACAACCGGAAAUGAUAUCAUGAAACAUCCGACGAUUGCAGAUCUAAGCUGUUUGGACAAAAAAACCGUACGGGUGAAUUACGUUUACCAAAAUGCAGUUUGA